AUGUCUCAAUCGAGCAAAGCACUGUUGACGCUGGUAGCAGAGAGCGGGCAUCAAGUCGCUGCCAGGCAGCAGCCCAACACGAAAAGCGUCGACCCAAGCUCUAAGAACUCUUAUGGACAGACGCCCCUAUGGUGUGCUGCAGUGAAGGGUCAUGAGAAGGUGGUCAAGCUGCUACUCACCGUGGAAGGCGUCGACCCAGACUCCAUGGACCCUAUCGGGCGAACGCCGCUAUGCUGUGCCGCAGUGAUGGGGCAUGAGGCCGUGGUCAAGCUGCUGCUCGUCAUGGAGGGCGUUAAUCCAGACUCCAAGGAUGCCUACGGACGGACGCCGCUAUGGUAUGCUGCAGCGAAGGGACAUGAGGCAGUGGUCCGGCUACUGCUUGCGACGGAAAACGUUGACCCCGACUGUAUGGAUUCCCACGGACGGACUCCACUGUCAUUGGCAGCACAGAACGGGCACAAGGCUGUAGUCAAGCUGCUACUAGUCAUGGAGGGCGUUGACCCAGACUCAAAGGAUUGUGAGCUGGGACGGACGCCGCUCUCGUUGGCAGCACAGAACGGACAUGAUGCAGUGGCCAAGCUGCUGCUCGUCAUGGAGGGCGUUGACCCAGACUCUAAAGAUUCUGAACUCGGACGGACGCCGCUAUGGUGUGCUGCAGUGAUGGGGCAUGAGGCGGCGGUCAAGAUACUGCUGGCAACGGAGGGCGUCAACCCCGACUCCAAGGAUGCUAACGGACGGACAUCGUUAUGCUGUGCUGCAGCGAUGGGACAUGUGGGAGUAGUCAAGCUAUUGCUUGCAACGGAAAGCGUCGACUCCGACAGUAAGGAUUGCUACGGACAGACACCGCUAUCGUUGGCGGCAAAGAAUGGACAUGAGGCGGUAGUCAAGCUACUACUCGCCGUGGAGGGUAUCGACCUGGAUUCUAAGGAUUUUCUCAAGGCGACGCCGCUAUUGUUGGCCGCACAGAACGGACACGAGGCAGUGGUCAAGGUGCUACUCAGCACGAAGGACGUCAGACCGCUCUAA
Molecule: messenger RNA, 1026 nt
Organism: Penicillium argentinense
Lineage: Eukaryota; Fungi; Ascomycota; Eurotiomycetes; Eurotiales; Aspergillaceae
Product: ankyrin repeat domain-containing protein
Exons: 1
Coding region: 1-1026 (341 amino acids)
Molecular function (GO): protein binding
Source: RefSeq, a predicted model, not a curated record